AUCCCUCUUUCUCCCUGUCCCUGACCCAAGGUUUGCCUGUAGGUGCCCGAGCUAACAUCGAAGGUGCCUAAAGAUGCUGAGCAGCAUUUGGUUCCUCAGUGUAUUAACCGUGGCCGGGAUCGUACAGACCGAGAGCCGCAAAACUGCCAAAGACAUUUGCAAGAUCCGCUGCCUGUGCGAAGAGAAGGAAAACGUACUGAAUAUUAACUGUGAAAACAAAGGAUUUACAACUGUCAGCUUGCUCCAACCCCCCCAGUAUCGCAUCUAUCAGCUGUUUCUCAACGGAAACCUCUUGACCAGACUGUAUCCAAACGAAUUUGUCAAUUACUCUAAUGCAGUGACUCUUCAUCUAGGUAACAAUGGGUUGCAGGAGAUCCGACCUGGGGCAUUUAGUGGUCUGAAGACUCUCAAGAGACUGCACCUCAAUAACAACAAACUGGAGGUAUUGAGAGAGGACACUUUUCUAGGCCUAGAGAGCCUGGAGUACCUCCAAGCUGACUACAAUUACAUCAGCACCAUUGAGGCAGGGGCAUUCAGCAAACUGAAUAAGCUCAAAGUACUCAUCCUGAAUGACAACCUUUUGCUGUCUCUGCCUAGUAAUGUGUUUCGGUUUGUCCUGCUAACUCACUUAGACCUGAGGGGGAACAGGUUGAAAGUAAUGCCUUUUGCUGGCGUCCUUGAACAUAUUGGAGGAAUAAUGGAAAUUCAGCUGGAAGAAAAUCCAUGGAAUUGCACCUGUGACCUACUUCCUCUCAAGGCAUGGCUGGACACCAUUACUGUUUUUGUGGGAGAGAUUGUCUGUGAAACUCCUUUCAGGUUACAUGGGAAAGAUGUGACCCAACUGACCAGACAAGACCUCUGUCCCAGAAAAAGUGCAAGCGGUGAUUCUGGUCAGAGGAGCAGUCAUUCAGACACUCAGGUCCAAAGGCUGUCCCCUACAAUGAAUCCUGCUCUCAGCCCAACCAGGGCCCCAAAAGCAAGCCGGCCACCCAAAAUGAGAAAUCGUCCAACUCCACGAGUGACUGUGUCAAAAGACCGGCAGAGUUUUGGCCCUAUCAUGGUGUACCAGACCAAGUCCCCUGUGGCCCUCACCUGUCCCAGCAGCUGUGUCUGUACAUCUCAGAGCUCAGACAAUGGUCUAAAUGUUAACUGCCAAGAAAGGAAGUUCACUAACAUCUCUGACCUGCAGCCCAAACCUACUAGUCCAAAGAAACUCUACCUAACUGGGAACUAUCUCCAAACAGUAUAUAAGAAUGACCUCUUAGAAUACAGUUCACUGGAUUUGUUGCAUUUAGGAAACAACAGAAUUGCAGUCAUUCAGGAAGGUGCCUUUACAAACCUGACCAGUUUACGCAGACUUUAUCUAAAUGGCAAUUACCUUGAAGUGCUAUAUCCUUCUAUGUUUGAUGGGCUGCAGAGCUUGCAGUAUCUCUAUUUAGAGUAUAAUGUCAUUAAGGAGAUUAAGCCGCUGACCUUUGAUGCUUUGAUUAACCUCCAGCUCCUAUUUCUGAAUAACAAUCUGCUUCGGUCCUUACCUGAUAAUAUCUUUGGGGGCACAGCCCUCACAAGGCUGAAUCUGAGAAACAAUCAUUUUUCACACCUGCCUGUUAAAGGGGUUCUGGACCAGCUCCCUGCUUUUAUCCAGAUAGAUCUGCAAGAGAACCCAUGGGACUGCACCUGUGACAUCAUGGGGCUAAAGGACUGGACCGAACAUGCCAAUUCUCCUGUCAUCAUCAAUGAGGUGACUUGUGAAUCUCCCGCUAAGCAUGCAGGGGAGAUACUGAAAUUCCUGGGAAGGGAGGCUAUUUGUCCAGAUAAUCCUAACUUGUCAGAUGGGACUAUUUUAUCAAUGAAUCACAACACAGACACACCUAGAUCACUUAGUGCGUCUCCUAGUUCUUACCCUGAACUACACACUGAAGUUCCACUUUCUGUCUUAAUUUUGGGGUUACUUGUUGUUUUUAUCCUGUCUGUCUGUUUUGGGGCGGGUUUGUUCGUCUUUGUUCUGAAACGUCGAAAGGGAGUGCCAACUGUUUCCAGGAAUGCCAACAACUUAGAUGUAAGUUCCUUCCAGUUACAAUAUGGGUCUUACAACACUGAAGCAAAUGAUAAAGCUGAUGGCCAUGUCUAUAACUACAUCCCCCCACCUGUGGGUCAGAUGUGCCAAAACCCCAUCUACAUGCAAAAGGAAGGAGACCCAGUAGCCUAUUACAGAAACCUGCAGGACUUCAGCUAUGGCAACCUGGAGGAGAAAAAAGAAGAGCCAGCCACACUUGCUUACACAAUAAGUGCCGCUGAGUUGCUAGAAAAGCAGGGCACACCAAGAGAGCCUGAGCUGCUGUAUCAGAACAUAGCUGAGCGAGUUAAGGAACUCCCCAGUGCAGGCCUAGUCCACUAUAACUUUUGUACCUUACCUAAAAGGCAGUUUGCCCCUUCAUAUGAAUCUCGACGCCAAAACCAAGACAGAAUCAAUAAAACCGUUUUAUAUGGGACUCCCAGAAAAUGCUUUGUCGGGCAGUCAAAGCCAGACCACCCUUUACUGCAAGCUAAGCCGCAAUCAGAACCAGACUACCUCGAAGUUCUGGAAAAACAAACUGCAAUCAGUCAGCUGUGAAGGGAAAUCAUUUACAACCCUAUAGCAUCAAAGGAUGCAUUUCAAACUGUUGGAAGCACUGCAUUUGUGUUCUCCCUUCCCCAAUGCUAAUGGGAGACUGAAAACAGUUUGGAAGAGGGGUGAAGCAAUGAUACUGCUCUUGCAAGCUUUCCUUUAAAUUAUUUUUCUCUUAUCUCCCACCUCCAUACCUCCCCCUUCUUAGGAACCAUCAGUGAACAUGAAUGUUUCUACACUGCAUUUUUUUUCAUGGAUAUUAUUUAGGUUUCGUUUCUGUUUUCUUUCUUUUCCUUUUCCCAGUGUGGGAGUGGAAAGAAAUAAUAAUGAAUGAAGAAAUCGUAAGUAAAGUUUUCAAAUGAGAAUAUUUUGUAGAAGAUCUCCAAAGAUCUUUUGGAACUACAACUUCUUUUGUAAAUAAUGAUCUAUGAUAUUGCCAUCUUCAGUUACCAAGAAUAGGCCUGGACAUAGCUACUUUGUGUUAAAGUGCCUUUGCACUUAAGUAUAUUACUUAAAUGUUGCUUUUAGCUUUGAAAAUGAAAAGUAUUUUAAUGUGUUGUAUUUUUAAACUCAAAAUCAAUGUUAAAAUAGAUCUAUAUGUCAACUAUAUUAUGUCAACAUACAAUUUGCUUGAGUUCUAGAAACCAGCCUGUCAUCAAACAAUUCUAGCUUAGGACUUUAUAGACUUAAAUGUAAAAUAUUUCCUUUCUUCUGGGUUUGUUACAAGUGAUUUUAUUUAAGUCAAGAAAGGGGAUUUAACAGAGGACUAGAGGUAAUAAGCCACCUCUGUCAGGAUUAGCAAUUCAUUAAUAAAAUAUAUUUAACCCAAUAUCAGAGUGAAUUGAACAAUUAAUGCCCUCCCGUAAAUCAUUAUUUUACACUAACAUGAUCAGUGUUUUAGAUUAUUUUCCUAGUUAAGAGUACAUUACACAACUGGUAGUAUAUUUUUUCUGCAUCAAAUUAGAUAUUUUUAUAUAUUUAAAUGAAAAUCUGUAUUUCUAACUUUUUAAUUGAAAUUAAUAUUUUUUCUGCCUAUUGCAACAUUUUCUAUAAACACAUACCAGUAGAGGCCGCCACACACCUCAUUUUACCAAGACACAAGAGCCAUUUAAUACCUUGAAGGAAGACUUCAAAGGUAAGAUGAAAACUUUCCACAUAACUUCUCUGCAAAUUCAAGACAGCAGAGAUAAAAUUGCAUAUGUUACAUUUUAUUUCUUUGAAGAUCAAAAAUUAGACUCAAAAUUCCUUUCAAUUUUCACAUUUUCUGACAAAGGUAGAUUUUCCUCUUGACUUUAAUUGAAGUGUUAAUGAGGUGCUAUCAAAUCUUGUCCUAUUUGCAUCUCCAAAUUCAUUAAUAGUUACCUAAACUACAGCAGUAAGCAUCUUGUUUUCCCCUUCUGCCUUCUUUGGGCAUGAUUUACUUGAAAAUUUUCUUGUUAGUUUGAGCAAGCCUUUAAUUUUGGUCUUAGCAGUCAAUUAUUUUAACUAACCAACUCUAUAUAACAUUUAUGAAGCCUUAUUAGACUGUAAAUAAUUUUUAGAUGCAAACAUUAUUGUAUGAUUUAAACAAACAGCCUUUAUUUACAACAAAAAAUAGUUUUGUUUUGUCUAUUGUAAAUCCUUAUGCAACUGGGAUGGUGAUCCGCAUAUAAAGUAGUCCAGCUUUUCAAUUCCUUAUUAAAGCAAGUGAUGGCGUCUGAAAGAAGCACACUGUUUCCUUUUCAUAAAUAGGUUACUGCACAUAAUAAUCCUUUAUCAUCAUGUGGAGAUUGAAGUGGAUCCUGAUAACUUACUUUUAAAGCUUUAAAAUGACGAAUAGUGCAUUACCACUAUUAACAAUUCAUGCUAUAGGCUUUCAAUUAGAAAUUACUUAAAUCCAAAUCAUUUGGAUUAAUAAUUAAUGGUGCAAAAUGGACUUCUUAAACAACAGAAGAUAAUUGUGUCCAUAUAUAAAAGUAAAGGAUACUAUGGAAAACAAGGAUUUAACAAGCUGAAAUCCCUGAAUAUCUACAGUGGCUGACUUAUAUGUUCGCUAUUUGCUUAAAAGUCAAAAUUGCCAUUUACAUCCAUUAACUCACAAUUGAAAAUGGAGGUCAAAGUGAUUUACACAUUUGUUAAUACAGAAAUUUUAAAUUUCCUACAAAAAGAGCUAGAGUGCUGCUGAAUUAGUUUUACAUGGAGAUAACUCCUGAAAACCAUGUCAUCUUUGAGUGACAUAUAUAAUAUAGGAGGCUUAAACUUUGCUUUUAUUUGAUAUAAUGCUCAAUGCAUAAUACAGAGGCAGAUAUUUGGGGAAGUCAUGAAGGUAAAUCAGCAUACAUCAUAUUAAAGAUAGUUUCAAGCUUUAACUGUGACAAUAUGUUAGUGACAUGAUUCUACUUCAGUGUUUGUUCUUAUUUUCCUGAAAGUAAAACAUCCAUGUUAAUAACAAAGUUAGUUCAUUAAUCUUAAUGAAAUAUAAUUUACUUCUCAUUCAUUUUUAUGAUUUUUAAAGAGACCUCCUGGAAGAACUCAAAUCCAUAAACUCUUUAGCUCAAUAAUUAGUAUUUGCUUCAAUAUUUUCAUGCUUCUAGACUUUUUCUUUAUUUACAUUGAGUUUUAUAAUCAAGUCUUCAGGUAUGAUCCAAAUGAUUUCAUUUAGAAGUAUAAUAGCACAUUUUGUGUUUUAAUCUUUACUAUCAAAUGCAAGCAUAAGCCCUUCAAGCUUAAUUGAUUUAUUGUCAUUUCCACUGGUUAUAUUCUGAUUUUCCUUACAGGACUAAGCAUUUUCAAACCUAUUUUAUGUUAGGAUUUUUAUUUUUAACUCUUCCAGCUGGAUUUUUAAAAAAUUUUCCUUCCUGUUUUUCAGGCAGAUUGUAAUGAGUAUAAGCCUAGCAAAAAUGGUUCCAGACAAAGUAGUGACAUUGCUACAAUCUGCUUUGAAUAGAACUAGAUGUCUGGUCCUACAAAUGUCAUAUAGAAAUUACUCUAGAUUUUAGUACUUAAUUAGUUGCUUUCAUGACUUCUGCAUAUACCACCAGUGAGUAAAUUGUACAAAAGUUUCAAAAAUCCUAUUCCUCAGCCUUGACACCAUUGCCAAGAGUGUUUGGUAUGGACUUAGGCCAACCUGUGUGCCUUCUUUCCUCAGGCAUUUGGUGAGUAAGAAAAAGACUCUUCAAUAUCCUCUUUGUCCUCUGACUUAUAAGGUGACUUAAUUUUUCUAAAUAAUUCCGUAUCAUAAAGGGCUCAAUAUUUUACUGAUUUUUAAAAUAUGCGUAAUAAAUCAAAGGGAGAUUCUGCCAUUUCUCAAACCCUGAAAAUCCUUUUAUGAUAUUACACAUUCCAGAAGCAUCUAGACUGAAUGCUAGAGUGAACAAAGCCUUCCAGAUGGUUCUCUUACUCAAUUUGUUUCUUCAUUCAUUUAUUCAUUCAUUCAUUUAUUUUCAUUCAUUCAGGCACUCAUUCAAUACAUCUGGAGUGCUUUCUUCCCUGGUGCCUGAAUCUGCGGUGUGCUGAGGGGCCACAGAUAUAUAUUAGACAGGCUCUCUAAAUGCCUCACUCCAAGCUUUCAUCCCUGCUCCCACUGUUACUAAAUCCCUUUCUCCCAACAGAUCUCCCAAAGUUGGCAAAGAGAUUAGUACACAGUAAAAGAGAGUUUAACCUUAAUGAAAAUCACCCCCAGGUAAGUAGUGGGGACAGCAAUAGAAUGCAGAAGGUUUAAUUUUUAAAUUCUCUGGAAUAAAAUAUCAGAUAGAUAAAUCAUAAGUAGACUGGUUACAAUGUAAGUGCUAUUAACACAUCUUUGGAAUUAUGUACUUAAAAGGAGAAAGAUACCACUAAAAUAAAAUAAAUCACAGCAGAUUGAGACCCAACGUUAUGGCCUGAUGAUAGCUAUAUAUUUGCGCUAUCUACAUCUACUUUGUAAAGUUGAAUACCAAAAUUGUAAAUAUAAAAAUCGCUGAUGUACUUCAAUUUUAUGGAAUAUUCAUGUUUUAGAGACAAUGUUUACUUUUUAAUCUUAGUGGCUUAAAGGGUAAUCUUUCAACUCACAUGCCUUUUAGCAACACAAUGAUAAGAAACUUAAUUAUGUGAGAGAGACUGAAGUACUUUGUGGAGGUCUACUUCGCUCCUCAUAAUGGUGGUGGGAAAAGUAGUGUAAGUUGAAAUUUUAUAAAUCAAAUUGUAUUUUAAGUGCAUUAAGGGAGCAGCCAUUUAAAUAAAACUUGGGAAUCCCUUUAUGAGGCAGAAAAUCAUUUUCUAUUGCAAACAACCACUCUGUUUUGUAUGUUUGGAUUUUCAAUAUCAAUUUUGCUUAAAACCAAGCUCACACGCAUAAUAAGAAUAUGUUUUGUCAGUGUUGCUUGUGCUGUCUUAUUUUUUAGGUUGCUAAGGGCUUAUACUUGAAAGUCUGUUGCAGUUUAGUGUGAAUUGAGCUAUCUACAAUUUUAUGAUGGCACAAUAGCAUUCCUGAACAUCUGGACUAGCAAGAUCAUUUCAAUUCAAUUGAACACAGGACUCUUGCUCAGCAGCAUCUUCCCUCCCAAAAUCUUGUUUCUGUAGAGGGUAGCCUGACUCCUGUAUUCAUGUCUUAUGAAGUGUUUAGAGAUACAGGUUUUAUUAAACAAUAUGUUACUAUGUAAACAUACUGAAUUGCAUGUGUGUUGGAAAUUUCUAGCAGUAUUUUAGCUUGACAGUAUAUGUACAAAUUCUGUUAGACUUAGUUGCAAAUAAUUGUCUUCAUGUUAUUGGAAUAAAUGGCAAAUGAAACAAUUUAUUAUGUAAAUAGACUCUUGUGCCAAAUAGUGACAUUGUUUGAGAAAACAAAUGACAUAUUUUGGACUGUCAAUAGGCAAAAUUAAUUAAUGAAAAUGUGAUCAAAUGAUAUUGUAUUUUAUUGAAUAAACUGUUUAGUUAUUUUAUGUUGUAGUUAGCUUUCAGUUAAUAAAUAAAUAUUCACUAAAAUGCACAUUUUGGAUUAGUUAGAAAAGUUUUUGGAGCUUUCUUUCUUUCUUUCUUUCUUUCUUUCUUUCUUUCUUUCUUUUUUUGAGAUAGGGUCCUGGUUGUACUGGAACUUGUUAUUUAGACCUGAUUGGGCUCAAAUUCACAGAGAUUUGUCUACCUAUUCCUCCUGUGUGCUGGAAGUAAAAGCUUGCACAAUGAUGCCCAGUCAUAGUUUUUGGAAUCCUGAGAAGAAUUAAUGACAAAUGUGAGAACUGUCCUCUUUGCCUUGGUAUAUGCUGUUCCAGUGUUGAGAAAUGGACAUUUUUAUUCUUUACAUGAUUAUGUUUUUCAUGUUUGCUAUAAAGAUGAGCUUUAAAAAUA
Molecule: messenger RNA, 7909 nt
Organism: Myodes glareolus (Bank vole)
Lineage: Eukaryota; Metazoa; Chordata; Mammalia; Rodentia; Cricetidae
Gene: Slitrk2
Product: SLIT and NTRK like family member 2
Biological process (GO): axonogenesis; positive regulation of synapse assembly
Cellular component (GO): glutamatergic synapse
Molecular function (GO): protein binding
Source: RefSeq, a predicted model, not a curated record